AUGGUUAACCAUCUCAAACGUAUAAAAUUCAGGUUAGCUUUUGUUUCACCUGAAUCAAGGGUUGUAGGAGCUGGAGACUUGGUUGAUCAACCUAGAAAAAUCGCGUUACAUUAUCUUUCUGGAUUUUUCUUCCUUGACUUGUUUAUUGUAUUACCAGUUCCUCAGAUAAUUGUAUUACGUUUCUUACCAAGUGCGACAUCAGGAGCUACUUAUGCAAAGAAUCUCUUGCGAUCAGGUGUUCUUAGUCAAUACAUCCCCAGAUUAUACCGAUUUCUGCCUCUUCUUGCUGGCCAGUCUCCAAGUGGUUUUAUAUUUGAGUCAGCAUGGGCCAACUUUGUCAUCAAUCUUCUGACCUAUUUCUUGGCUGGUCAUGUUGUUGGAUCAUCUUGGUAUCUGUUAGGGUUACAGAGGGUGAGUAAAUGCCUUCGAGAAGCUUGUCGUCAAUCUACAUUGUUCCCAAACUGUUUAAAGUUUAUAGAUUGCGGGCGUGGGGAUGAUUUUCAAUACUUAGAACGUGAUCGACAAUGGAAUAACUGGAAACAAGAUAAAACUUCGAGUUCUUGUUUUACUGAAAAGGCCGAUUUCCCGUAUGGAAUUUACGAGAGAGCUGUCGAUCUCAUUGCCGAGGAUAACAUAAUCAGAAGAUAUGUAUAUUCCUUUUUUUGGGGGUUUCAGCAAAUCAGCACACUGGCUGGCAAUCAAUCUCCAAGUUACUUUGUUGGGGAAGUCCUUUUUACGAUGGGUAUAAUUGCCCUUGGGCUUCUACUUUUUGCACUUCUUAUUGGGAACAUGCAGAACUUCCUUCAAGGUCUUGGACGCAGACGGCUGGAAAUGUCACUUAGACGACGUGAUAUUGAGCAUUGGAUGGGACACCGACAUUUGCCAGAAGACUUACGAAGAAAAGUUCGAGAGUCGGAGCAUUAUAAUUGGGCCGCUACCCGAGGGGUUAAUGAGGAGAUGCUAAUGGAGAAUUUGCCUGAAGACUUGCAAAGAGAUGUACGCCGGCACCUCUUUAGUUUUGUCAAGAAAGUCAGGAUUUUAGCAGUGAUGGAUGAACCAAUUCUAGAUGCAAUAUGUGAAAGGUUAAGGCAAAAGAUAUACGUCCAAGGAGGCACACCUUUAUAUCAAGGAGGGGUUGUGACAAACAUGGUUUUUAUUGUAAGAGGAAAGAUGGAGAGCAUAGGAGAAGAUGAGAAUCAUGUUCCAUUGUCAGAGGGUGAUGUAUGCGGUGAAGAACUUCUCAGAUGGUCCCUUGAACAUUCAUCAGUUAAUGGAGAUACAAGGAACGAUAGAAAACAAGGAGGCAGAUUGCUUAGCGACAGGACAGUGAAAUGCAUAACGAAUGUGGAGGCAUUUGUUCUACGGGCUGCAGAUCUUGAGGAAGUAACAACUCUUUUUUCUGCAUUCUUAAUGAAUCAGCGUGUUAAGUUUGCCAUAAGGUACGAAUCUCCAUACUGGCGGGUCCAGGCGGCAACCACCAUCCAGGUGGCAUGGAGAUACUAUAAGAAGCGGAAAAACCGUGCAAAAGCCUCAAAUGGUCGUACCACUCUUCCCUCCAAGUGGCCUGCUUUGCAGCAACGGUUUUAUGUUUAA
Molecule: messenger RNA, 1593 nt
Organism: Lactuca saligna
Lineage: Eukaryota; Viridiplantae; Streptophyta; Magnoliopsida; Asterales; Asteraceae
Source: the annotation of a GenBank genome assembly